UUUUCCUCAAACGAAUUCGCCAUUUUGCAAAGUAGCUCGGUCGUACGGAUGCGGGUGCAUUAAAAUAUAAUAAAAAAAAAAAAAAAUAAUAGAAAAAAUUUUAAACUUCUCUUUGCAAAAAUAAGAAACAAAAAAAUAGAAGAUCAAUUGUGUUGAAAAAAACUAUAAAACAUAAAAACUUUAAAACUUCGUGGAAGUUUUUCAAAAUCAAGAAAAUAAUAUCGACGAAGAUCGAACGGAAAAUAAUACAAAAAAAAAAGAACGAAAACGAAGAAAAAUUAUGUACCACUGACCUCAGGAGCAUUCUCACAUUCGUCGUGUUCGUGAAAAAGCAAAAAAAAAAAAUAAAAUUAAAAGUUCUUUUUUGCAGAAAAAAGUGGUUAAAAUCUGCUAAAGUUUUGUGAAAAAUAAAAUUUUCCCAAAAAAAAACCUAAAAAAAAUCUGUGUUUUUCGUUUUUUUUUUUCCUUUUUUUCAUUCGCCAAAUGAUAGUAAAAGAAGAAAAAAUCUACCCCCCAAUUGCUGCUGCGUUGUAGUGUGAGAGAGAGAGAGAGAGAAGAGAUAGAGAAGAAGUGCAAAACGAUUGAUUUUUUUUUAUAUUCGCCAUAUCCAUCUACUUGCUCUCUGCCGCCUUCCUUCAAACAAAAAAAAAAACCCUCUCAAACGACACCAACACCACCACCAUCAAACUUGUACCGCAACAACCCCAUAAAAGUGCAAAAUUCUGAGAGAUUUUUCAUUUUUUUUUUUCUAUUUUCUUUGAGUGAAUUCAUUUUCGGUUAAAUUUUCUUCUUCGUUUCUAUCCCUAAAAUAGAGAAGAAAAAAAAAAAAAAUAAAGGAAUCAUCGUGUCGUCGCUGAUACACAACAAUUUUCGUUAUUUUUUUUUUUCUACAUAAUAUUUGACGUGCAAUACUACCAACAGGAAAAAAAAAUACCUAUAAAGUGAUUACGAAAUCAUUUAUCUAAAAUAAAAUAUAAAAAAAAAAUAUAUAAAAUUGUGUUCAUUUUGUGUGAUAUCAACAAAUUAAGAAAAAAUCUCCUAACUAACCCCACAAAAAAAAACUAAAAAAUUCAUCCACCCCCUCUCGCUCAUUCUCACCUCAUUAACUCACUUUUUCAUAACAAAAAAAAAAAGCAACAAAAACUAACCUCACUUUUUAUCGAAAACAGUGGUGUCAAAAAGAAUUCUAUCAGUGUCACCUUCUCUGUCAAAAAAAAAAGUUCUGUUCGGUUAAAAAAUUUGACAAACUCCUUGUCAAACACAAAAAAUAUAUCCUCCAUCUCACUCACUCCUGUCAAAACAUCGAUCAACAUAAACUGACAGUGAGCAAUAAAUAAAAAAGAGAUAAAUAUAUAAAUUGUGUGUGUGUUUUUUUUUUUUUGACAUAUCGGUUUAAUAAAAAUCUGUCAAAAUUGCGAAAGCGAUAUUUCAAUUUUUGAAAAAACAAAAAAAUAAAAAAUCCACUAACACCCUGGACUCUAUAAAGGAUAACAACGUCGUCGCGAUAGAAGAUCCCUCCUCCUCGCAUCCGCCGUUGUCGUCGUCGUUGUCGUUGUCUCAAUCGUUGUCAUCACCUGUGGGAACAGCAACAAGUCCAUCAACAUCUUCACCAUCUGCAACAACAACAACAAAUAAUCAUCAACAAAAUAAACAACAACAACAACAUCAUCACUCACCAUCACAAUCCACUUCCAUUUCACCAUCAUCCACAACUUCGGCAUCGGUGAUAGGAGCAGGAGCAGGAGCAGGAUCAAGCGCAACUCAAACAACAACAAGAUCAUUAUCUAAAGAUAAUAUUAAAAGGCAAUUAUCUUCUUUAAUUCCUCUAACAUCAUCGCCGUCCUCUUCUUCCAAUAACAACACAACCGUUGCCAGUGUUGCCAACGUUGCUAAUACUUCAUCGUCAUCUACUAAAAUGGGUAACAACGCAACAACAUCAUCAUCUAACAAAAAGGUCGAUGCUGCCGAAACUGUCAAAGAAUUCCUCGAACAAGCCAAAGAGGAAUUCGAAGAUAAAUGGCGUCGCAAUCCAACCAAUACCGCCGCCCUCGAUGAUUUCGAGCGCAUCAAGACCUUAGGAACCGGGUCAUUUGGUCGUGUUAUGAUCGUUCAACACAAACCAACCAAAGACUAUUAUGCAAUGAAAAUUCUCGACAAGCAAAAAGUCGUCAAACUGAAGCAGGUCGAACAUACGCUAAAUGAAAAGCGAAUUCUACAAGCAAUAUCAUUUCCAUUUUUGGUUAGCCUGCGUUAUCAUUUCAAAGACAAUUCGAAUUUGUAUAUGGUGCUCGAAUAUGUACCGGGUGGGGAGAUGUUUUCGCAUUUGCGCAAAGUGGGUCGCUUUUCGGAGCCGCAUUCGCGUUUCUAUGCCGCACAAAUUGUUCUGGCUUUUGAAUAUCUCCAUUAUUUGGAUUUGAUUUAUCGCGAUUUAAAGCCGGAAAAUUUGCUGAUAGACUCGCAGGGUUAUCUUAAAGUGACGGACUUUGGUUUUGCCAAGCGAGUCAAGGGACGCACAUGGACAUUGUGCGGAACACCGGAAUAUUUAGCUCCGGAAAUUAUCCUAUCUAAGGGCUAUAAUAAGGCGGUGGAUUGGUGGGCGUUGGGUGUAUUGGUUUAUGAAAUGGCAGCUGGGUAUCCACCAUUUUUUGCCGAUCAGCCAAUACAGAUUUAUGAGAAGAUUGUAUCGGGUAAGGUGCGUUUCCCGUCGCACUUUGGAUCGGAUUUGAAGGAUUUAUUGAGAAAUUUGCUACAAGUUGAUUUGACUAAACGUUAUGGUAAUCUGAAAGCGGGUGUUAAUGAUAUUAAAAAUCAGAAAUGGUUCGCUUCGACAGAUUGGAUUGCUAUAUUUCAGAAAAAGAUUGAGGCGCCUUUUAUACCGAGGUGUAAGGGACCAGGCGAUACUAGUAAUUUUGAUGAUUAUGAAGAGGAAGUGCUGCGGAUUAGUAGUACUGAAAAAUGCGCCAAGGAGUUUGCUGAAUUUUAAACAGAUACAAACCAACAAAAAAAUUAAAAAGAAGAUUUUUUCUACUCUCACCUAAAAAAGAAAGAAAAUUUACCACACACACACACAGAAACAAAAAAAAAAAAGUCAUUCAGUAAAUUAUAUUUAUAUAUUUAAAGAAAAUAAAAUAAAAAAUAAGAUGAAAAAAAAAAAAAAAUUGUCAGAGUUGUUGUUGUUAUCAUUUAAUCAGUAAACUUACUAAGGAAACAAAAAAUCAUAAGAAAAUUUAAAAAAAUUAAAAAAACCAAAAAACUUUGUGUGUAUUAAGCAACAAAAAAAGGAAAAAACAAAAAAUUGUAGCUUUAUAGCAGUUGAGAGAGAAAGAGAAGGAUAGAGAAUGUGAGAGAGAGAGAAAGGAGAUAGGAGCAUCACAAAUUAUCAUAAAUUAUUAAACAAGUUUUGUCGUCUUGCCCGUCUUGGUCUCCUGUUCUUCUUCAUCUUCUUCUGGUCUGCCCUGUUCCCAUUUUUCCUACAAACAAAAAAGAAAAACACAACUAUUAUUGAAUCAUUAAUAAUUCAAAAAAAAAAAUCAUCACUUCCAAAAAAAAUAAAAAAAAAUAUUUAAACAAAAAUUAGAGAAAAAAUAAAAAUUUUCAUUUAUAAUCAAAAUCUCAUCUGUGUUUUUUUAUAUAUCAACUGAGUAAGAAAGAGAGAGAAAGAAAGACAGUUAUUCAGCAAGCGAGAGAGAGAGAGAGAAAAAAAAAAUUAGAGGAACAAGUUAAUUUCUUUUUUAAUCCAAUAUCAAAAACACCAACAAUUAAAAAAAAAAAAAACAACAAAUACAAAUAAAUUCAGCAAAAACCCAACAAACAGCAAUAAAUAAAAGAUGGAAACAAAAAAAAAUAAAAUAUACAACAUAAUUUACAACAACAAAAGCAAAUGAAGCCUCAACAACAACAAUUAACACAAAACAACAAAAUGAUACCAACAAAAUCCAGCAGCAAUAAACGUUUUUAUUGACGAAACUAUUAAAAAUAUUUAAAAAAAAUCUGUUUGUAUAAUGUGUAUGGAUUUCUCCUAUUCUCGCAUUUUGGAUGUUUCUUUCUUUGCGACCAGUAUGUAAUUUUUCAAAUUUUACCUUAUGUCAGUGUUGCGCAAUGUUAAAUAAGAAUAAAAUUAUAUUAAAUUAUAUAUAUUUAAAACAAAAAAGAAAUAAAAGUUUAAGAAGUAAAUACAAAAAAGAGUAAAAAAAAAACAAUGUUUUCCCCAUUUAUUUUCUUUUCUUUUUCUGCGUCAAGGUUUUUUAAAUAAAAAUAAAUAUUUCUAUUAGGAAAAACAAAAAUUAAUGAGAAAAAAAGUCCGAAUUCAUCUAGAAACUAAAAACUAAAAAAAACUGAUUAAAUCUAUAUUCAAAAAAAAAAACUGAAUGAAACAAAACCAAAUUAAAAGAAAAAAAAAUUGAUACAAAAUUUAAUAAAAAAUAAAUAAAAACAAAAAAACAACUUAAUGUAUAUGUUAUAGCCCUUUGUAUAAACAAAUGAAAAAAAAAAAGAAAAAAAAAACAACUUUUAAGUCAA
Molecule: messenger RNA, 4518 nt
Organism: Episyrphus balteatus (marmalade hoverfly)
Lineage: Eukaryota; Metazoa; Arthropoda; Insecta; Diptera; Syrphidae
Gene: Pka-C1
Product: cAMP-dependent protein kinase catalytic subunit 1
Exons: 2
Coding region: 1916-2983 (355 amino acids)
Biological process (GO): peptidyl-serine phosphorylation
Cellular component (GO): nucleus; cAMP-dependent protein kinase complex
Molecular function (GO): cAMP-dependent protein kinase activity; ATP binding
Source: RefSeq, a predicted model, not a curated record